AUGAAAAAACGAAACCCAAAAGAGUUUGAAUGUUCAAAAGAAAAGUUGAAGGCUUCCCACUUUGAAAAAGCUGAGGAGCAUAAAGUAGGUGAAAGAAUAGUUAACCAACUUUUGCAAAUGACAAGUCAAAAGAAAAGUUUGGUUACUUUUCAAAACAACACUCAUUUCAAAGAUUAA
This is a messenger RNA of Heterostelium album PN500, 177 nucleotides long. RefSeq lists its product as uncharacterized. NCBI's taxonomy places the organism in Eukaryota, Evosea, Eumycetozoa, Acytosteliales, Acytosteliaceae. The record is from RefSeq and is a predicted model, not a curated record. The coding region runs from base 1 to 177 and encodes 58 amino acids. The transcript is spliced from 2 exons.